UGACAAAAUACGUCCUGCAACACCAACUAGUGACCAAAAAUCCUUUGAGAUGAUGGAUAAGGUAGAAGCCUUCUACAACAAUGGCUGGAGCAGCGGACAAAUUAGCAUGGUACUUGGUGAUAACACAUACUCGGUGUGUCUCUAUACUUCUAUGGAAACUAUUCUAUUCAAACAUUCAGAUUUGCGAAUUCAUAGAGAAUGGAAAGAUGGAGUCUGGAAGAUGGCAGAUAAGGUGAAGCCUGAUAAGAAAAGGAAAGCUGCUGCCUCAUCACAAAAUUCAGGAAUGGAUAAUGUUUUCCUAAGAAGGAGCGAGAGGGUGCCUAAACGAUCUAGAGACACAAAAACUCCAUUCAAGUCUGACAGAAAUCCGGCUUUAACUGUAAUACCUGAGAUUAUACCUGCAGUUGAUCCGUUUUCAACUCCUGCGGAACAUAAGCUUUCAAGGCUUCAAAAUUGGAUGACAUUAAAGCCCGGCAUGCAUGAAACGUCCCUAUCAAUCAAUGAUAAUAAGAUAAGGAAAUCUUUCUUUCAAAGCAUGGAAAAUGCAAAAAAGGACCUUAAGAAAGAGCACAUUGAUGGAGCCUUUGCAAUGCUAAAUUGCAGAAGAAAUGAGAAUGCUGCUUGGUUCCACAACUACAAGAUUCCAAAGGCGUGCUUCCUACCUAUGGAGUUCUUGCAUUGCUUGCUCUCUGAUGAUUUGGCUUACAAGAAAGAAAAGGUCAAAGGUAAAAAGAUUUUCAACGAUUUAUUUAAAGAUACUGUGAGAGGGAAGGUAUAUCCAGAGAAGACAUGGGGAGAAGAUGUUGAUGUUGUGUAUGGGAUUACUCUUGGAAAAAAAAGCAAUGUCUGGAUUGGGAUGGAAAUUCAUUUGAAGAAGAAAAGAAUCACAGUAUAUGAUUGUUUUCAAAAGGAAAGCAACAGCAUUGAUAUUCCUCAAGUGAAAAAGUUGGCAGUGUUGAUUUCUAAUCUGCUGGUGGAAUCUUCUGGUGAUGAGGUAGAUAAGGUGAAGAUGAUUCCAUUUGAGAUUGAGCAGGCACAAGGUUUACCCAAGACAAAACAUCCUUUCAACUGUGGGAUAUUUCUUGUCAAGAUUCUGGAGUGCCAGUCAUUGAAGAUAGGAGACAUGACAAAGAUUAAUGAUGACAAUGCAUUGGAGCUAAGGAGAACCUUGUCUUGUGAGAUCUUCAACCAAUUUGUGGAUGAGAGCUUUGGGAAAUGAGAAUGAUGCAUGAAAACAUUUUUUGUUUUAGUUAAGACUCGGUUUUAGUUAUGACUGUUUAUUUUGUUAUGUUGUUGGCGUCUGGUUACAUAAGAAAGAUUGGAAGGAUAUCAAGUAUUUUAUUUGGGUAUCA
Messenger RNA from Brassica napus (rape), 1352 nucleotides. RefSeq lists its product as uncharacterized. The transcript is spliced from 5 exons. Gene Ontology annotation, molecular function: cysteine-type peptidase activity. NCBI's taxonomy places the organism in Eukaryota, Viridiplantae, Streptophyta, Magnoliopsida, Brassicales, Brassicaceae. The coding region runs from base 50 to 1219 and encodes 389 amino acids. The record is from RefSeq and is a predicted model, not a curated record. Gene Ontology annotation, biological process: proteolysis.